This is a messenger RNA of Tribolium madens (black flour beetle), 2921 nucleotides long. Its product is annotated as DNA helicase MCM8-like. Gene Ontology annotation, cellular component: MCM complex; nucleus. The record is from RefSeq and is a predicted model, not a curated record. Gene Ontology annotation, molecular function: single-stranded DNA helicase activity; single-stranded DNA binding; ATP binding. The transcript is spliced from 12 exons. The coding region runs from base 550 to 2880 and encodes 776 amino acids. Lineage: Eukaryota; Metazoa; Arthropoda; Insecta; Coleoptera; Tenebrionidae.
UCAAUAACACAGACUCUUCGGAAUUCAUAACGUAAACACAAUUAGAGCAGGCGACGAGUUUUUCGCGGAAGACUUAAAAUCUUAAGUGCGUUUUAUGAUUCUUAUGAUUCACUAAAUAUUCGCGCUAGACUGUCCUUGCCCUGUGCACUGGAGAGAACCCAUCGCAAGAGAUGACGUGUUAUUCGCCCUAUAAAAAGGAAGCGCGAAUAUCGCUAGGGGAUCAGUCAAAAAUCAGUCCUCUAGUCGAAUCAGACUAGUUGUGUCAAUUGAAGAAGAAGCUGCCAAAACAUCCUGUGCCACCAUCUGAGGCCAGAAGCUAUCAGCCCAAAACAGCUUGAUUGUUCUAUUGCAUAGUCAUGAGCUUGACGUCAAUUCGCGCGAAUAAUGCGCACACGUGAUUGGUGCAAAGUUACGAGGCAACCUGAAGUUUAUUAUUCUAUCAAGACGGCGAUGUUUGUUACCACAACAAUCACAACCUAACCUCUUCAGGAAAGUUAGAAACUGAUUAUUUGAGCUUUAAAAAAGUUAUUUUCUAUGAAAUAAUCAAAUAUGAAUAAGAAUGAGCGCCCGUGGUUCAAGAAGAAGCCUCCACAAAUUAACUUAAACCUGGUUAGUGCCGCUGUUAACUUUAACAAUGAACCAAAAUAUGGCUAUUACGGAUUUAAACUUUACUUCCCUGAAGCAGACGAUACCAAAGAUGAGACCCUUCUUAAAUAUGUGUUGCACUUUGAAAAUUUCAUUAAACGUCACAGGGACAAUUUCUCAUUACCUGAAAUAGAGGCCCAAAAAUGCUUUGUGAUUGAUUACAAACUUAUAACUUCAAAGGAGGAUGAACUGUGUGAGAGAUGGAAAGAUUUAGAAACGCAGAUAAUUACGAACACAGAAUUUUGUUUAAACUGCAUGGGUUUAGCCAUGCACCAGUGUAUCAUGGACUAUGAAAAUAUAGAUAACGAUUCGGAAGAUCGCACCUUUAUGAAAAAAUGUUUGGGGGUAAUUAGGGCCAGAUUGAUCAAUCAUGAACCCAUACAACAAAUCAGAGACAUACGCGUGAAUAAUUAUGGACGAUUAAUUUCACUCAAAGGCACUGUGAUAAAGGCAUCUAAUGUUAAAAUUAUGUACCAAUACAUGGCGUUUUCAUGUGCGAUUUGUACAGGAAUUCAAGUUCUUAAACAGCCAGACAACAUUUUCACUGCCCCAAAUAAAUGUUUAACAGACGGUUGCAAAGCCCAUUCAAAUUUUCAAGCUUUGCAUUCGUCCUCCUUCACCCGAACAAUUAGUUGGCAAUACAUAAAAAUUCAAGAAUUAAUAGGAAAUGAUGAGUUUGAAAACGGCCGUGUCCCUAGAACUUUGGAAUGUGAAUUGACGGAAGAUCUUGUGAAUUCUUGUGUUCCAGGAGAUGACAUAACGAUAACAGGCGUGAUAAAAGUGCGUAAUAAUGCAGAAGCUUCGAACAAAAAUAAUCAAAAUAGUGUUUUUCUCCUUUAUUUGGACGUGGUUUCAGUUGUAAACAACAAAAAUGAAAAUGAGGGUACUUACGGAGCUUCUGAACGGAUAAAAUUCAAUAUAACUGACUAUUACGCAAUUCAAAAAAUCCAUGCAGAGCCGUAUCUGUUUCGUUUCCUCGUCCACUCGCUGUGCCCCACCAUUUACGGCCACGAAAUCGUCAAAGCAGGCCUCCUUCUUGCCCUCUUUGGCGGCACAAAAUCGCCGAAAUUCCGAGCCGAGUCUCACGUUUUGAUGGUUGGCGACCCUGGACUCGGUAAAUCCCAGAUGCUACAAGCUUGUGUGAACGUGGCCCCUAGAGGUGUGUACGUUUGUGGUAAUACAAGUACAGGGUCGGGAUUGACUGUUACUUUGACUAGAGAGGCAAAAGGCGAAUAUUCGCUAGAAGCAGGGGCGCUUAUGUUGGCCGAUCAGGGAUGUUGUUGUAUAGACGAGUUUGAUAAAAUGCCCACACAACAUGCUUGUCUUUUAGAAGCUAUGGAGCAACAGAGUAUCAGUAUCGCUAAGGCAGGAAUCGUUUGUACUUUACCAACGCGUGCCACUAUUCUAGCGGCUGCAAAUCCAGCAGGGGGACAUUACAAUAAAGCUAAAACGAUUGCAGAAAAUUUGAAAAUUGGUUCUCCAAUGUUGUCGCGAUUUGAUUUGAUUUUUAUACUUCUCGAUCAGCCGAAUAAGGAGUUGGAUAUGAGGCUAUCGGAACAUAUCCUCGCUUUGCAUACUAGUCGAAAUGGCUCAAAUACGUCGAGGAAUCCAAGGUUGAUGUUGCAACAUGCUAACAACUCCUUAAGGGGGCGCUUGUCUCUUCAAAACGAGGAGGAAAUUGAUUCUUUAUCCCACUCCUUAUUCAGAAAAUAUAUAGCUUAUGCUCAAAAAUAUGUCAAUCCACAUCUAUCACAUGAAGCUAAACAAGUAUUGAAAGAUUUUUAUUUGCAAUUGCGGAAGCAGUUCCAAAGCGGAGACAGUACCCCUAUUACAACCAGACAACUAAAUUCUUUGAUAAGACUGACUCAGGCUAGAGCUAAGGCUGAACUAAGAGAAGAAGCCACUAGAGAGGACGCUUUAGACGUUGUAGAAAUUAUGAAAGAAACGUUGGUAGACAUAUUUACUGAUAAUGAUGGAACUUUGGACACCACUCGCUCUCAAAAUGGGGCAGGAAUGAGCACCAAAAAUCAAAUCAUGAAAUUAUUAAGAUUGAUGCAGCAAAAGGCUGAAGAAGAAAGUAAAUCAAUUUUUACAACAAAUGAAAUCAGAGAUUUAUCUAAAGACGCCGGAAUUAACAAUUCAAAGUUUUACAAUGUCUUACAAAGUUUGAAUAUCCAAGGUUUUAUUUUGAAUAAAGGCGCCAAUAGAUAUCAACUUGUCACCGCUGAUUUGUAAUUAUGUAAUUUUGUGAAUAAAAACUAUACUUUUUUAAAUAA